Molecule: messenger RNA, 963 nt
Organism: Rhizophagus irregularis DAOM 181602=DAOM 197198
Lineage: Eukaryota; Fungi; Glomeromycota; Glomeromycetes; Glomerales; Glomeraceae
Source: RefSeq, a predicted model, not a curated record
AUGUCAUCUAUUCUAUGCUUGCAUCUCGAAGAGGGCAAAACUAAAAAUACGCUAAAGAUAUUACUGGAUGGAGAGGUAUCACAGACAAUUUAUUAUUAUGAUCAUCAAGGCUUUAGGGAUCUUGAUAAGAUUGCUUCUGCGCCAUCCACCUUGGUUUAUAGUGCACGUUGGAAAGGUGCAUCAAAGUUCGCAAUUAAAAAAUUCAUCGGAGAUUCUAGCAAAGAUUCCAUCGUUAAUGAGGUUAAUUCUCAUCCGAAUAUAAUUCAAUUCUACGGACUUACGAAAUUUCAAGAUGAAAAUUACUCGCUUGUCCUUGAAUACGCAGAAGGUGGAACAUUGGGGAAAUAUUUAAGAAACGAUUCUAUAAGUUUUGAAUGGGAAAGUCAAUUAAAGUUUGCUAAGGAAAUUGCAAGUGCGAUUUCAUGGUUACAUGAUGAUGUGGGAAUCAUACACGGGGAUCUCCACUCCAACAAUAUCUUAAUACACAAAGAAUCAAUAAAAUUAGCAGAUUUUGGACGUUCAUGUAUAAAAGGAUCAAAUUAUAAUACUGAAGUAUGGGGUGUAAUACCUUACGUGGAUUCUAAAAUGCUUGAAAUGCUUAUCCAAAAAAAACCAUGUGUUUUAACUGAGAAGUCUGAUAUAUACAGUUUGGGAGUAUUAUUCUGGGAAUUAACAAGUCGAAAAUCGCCUUUUGGUUUUGAGGAAAAAAGUCAGAAACACGACUGUUCUCUCAUUAAUAUCAUUAGUAAAAGUGCUAGAGAAGGACCUAUUAAAGACACAAAUGAUAAAUUUGUCGUACUUUAUGAAAAAUGUUGGCAACACGAACCAGAUAAUAGACCGAAUAUCAACGAAGUAAUUUUAGAACUAAAUCUUAUUAACCCUGAAAACAAGGAUGUAUCAACUAUUCCUCCCGAAGAAAAUGAAGAAAAUGGAAAAACGGAAAGUUUAUGCUUGCCAGAUUAA